This is a messenger RNA of Hyla sarda, 610 nucleotides long. RefSeq names its product bone gamma-carboxyglutamate protein (gene BGLAP). Gene Ontology annotation, molecular function: hydroxyapatite binding; calcium ion binding; structural constituent of bone. Gene Ontology annotation, cellular component: extracellular region. Gene Ontology annotation, biological process: bone development; osteoblast differentiation; response to vitamin K. NCBI's taxonomy places the organism in Eukaryota, Metazoa, Chordata, Amphibia, Anura, Hylidae. The transcript is spliced from 4 exons. Bases 211 to 522 code for a protein of 103 amino acids. The record is from RefSeq and is a predicted model, not a curated record.
UGACUCUGGGAGCGAGCCUGAUAAGCAGGGACUUCCAAAAUUCCUUCCAAGAAUGAGCUGACACCCUAAGAAUGUGGCUUGGAAACAAAGAAUAAAAGCCUCCAUUAUAUAACAAGUCACAAUACAAAGCAGACAGAAGCGCUGACAUAUUAGGUGGUAUUAUAAGGAAAACACGAAUAACAUUGACCUACAGGACACGUGGAUAUCACCAUGAAGGCAUUACUGAUCCUCUCACUGCUUGGGAUAAUGGCUGGCUGCCUUGCCCUGGAAGGUGGUCAACCUCCAGCAAAAAAAUCAAGAAAGUUAAUAAAUAAUCAAGAGGUCAUGAUGUCAAAGAGUUCAGCAAAUGCUGUCUUCAAGAGGCAUCGACGCUCCUAUGACUAUUUUGAAAGACUUUACACACGAAUAAAGUCUCCCCUGGAGAUAAAGAAGGAGCAGUGUGAGAACUACUGGCCCUGUGAUCAGCUCUCAGAAUGGGUUGGCUUCUAUCAAGCCUACCAGAGAUACUUUGGACCUGUGUGAAUGGAGACAUGAGGAGUGAUUGAGGGCACUUACCCUGCUCCGCAGCUUUCAAGACCCCACAGUGAACUAAUGCAAAAAAAAUAAAAAA